AUGGCUCCUAGUCUGGGGUUUGUUCGUCUGGAUUAUAAAUUUACCAAUGAUCCCAUACUAGGGGGAUACAACCACUUUAUUCAUUUCACACGCUUCAUUCACACAGUGAGUUACCCAUUUACUACUCUGUUCUACCAUUUUACGAGCUUUGUUAGACAUCCUGCAGUGGCGACUAUCUUAGUUCUCAUCGUACGUACCGGACAGCUAUCUGUGCUCUACUACCUCCUACAUAGUCAUUUUCUCCUAUACCAAGGAGAUACAACCACUGUCUUCUCUGAUCCCGUUUUCAGACCACAUAGUGUCUCUGUCCUUAACGGGCUACUAUACGACUUUUACAAACUUGUCAAAAAGGUUAUCGCUCUGAUAUAUCAAAAGCAAGUAUCCACUGUGUCAGAAUCCGCAACUAUGAUGAGCCGCAAGUCCUCCCACACUGUCACUAUGACCAAGCCCCGCCGCAUUACUUUGUUGGAAACCUCUAACCCUAAGCCUUCCAGUGCUAAGACUACGGAAGGAAACUUGACCUAUGCAGAGCGCCUCAAUAUUUAUAUGAACCACCCUUGGGGACUGGUUGACUACCAUAUGUACCUCACACACAUUGAAAGUCGUAGAGAUGAGAUCAACCGCUCGAAGGAGUGCCAUCUCCUUGAGACUGGUGGAUUUACCCAGGUAACACUCACCGAAGAGCUAACCUCCGAGAAGAUUCCCACAGGCACGAACCCAACAAUAGUAUUUGUGAGUCUCCCCGUCCCUAAGGUAGGCAACAGAUUCGACAACACCAAGCUGGUGCUAGGCUUCGAUCUGGCAACCUUCAAUCUGCAAGGUUAUCUCGUCGAGUCUGAGACCCCACUCGAUGACUACAAGGACCUCCAUAAGGCAUGGAACAAGGGUCGGCUAAUGAUCGAUAUGCACGCUCACAAACUCCUGGGUAUUGUGGACCACACCAUGCAGAAUGAGACUGAGGUUCUUGAGACCGGCAUGCUACGCCACUAUGGCGAGAAUAAGCUUGAGUUUCAUGCUGGGUUUGAUAUGGUCAUUGUCAUUCAGUUCCUGCAGUUCUUGGAUGACCAUGCCGAUCUUCUCUUCGAGGAUGGCGAGUGGUUCCGUGAGAAGUAUACACAUUUCCAGGAUGAUAUGCGCGAGAUUAUUGCUGCUAGCUCGCGUAGCUCGUGGUUUGCUGCUAACGAUGGGUUGGCUGUUGGGCAGUAUCGCCAGAAGGAGAUUAAGAAUGUCGUUGUUUCUGGUCUGUUCUAUAGCCAGACUGUUGACAGCUUGGAGCAACCUGUUUCCAAUAAACAGGCUUUGGAGGCCAUCAAGGCUGUUCCAUAUGAUGCUGAAAGGGUUUCUAAGCUGAGUGCUCAUGCCAAACUUAUCGAUAUGGGAGCCUGGCUUGCUUGA
This is a messenger RNA of Penicillium arizonense, 1395 nucleotides long. RefSeq lists its product as uncharacterized. The record is from RefSeq and is a predicted model, not a curated record. The coding region runs from base 1 to 1395 and encodes 464 amino acids. Lineage: Eukaryota; Fungi; Ascomycota; Eurotiomycetes; Eurotiales; Aspergillaceae. The transcript has a single exon.